CACUGGAGCCAUGGUGGGGGCGCAGUGGGAUAUCCCACUUUCACCCCACCCACCGUAGUGUCCUACUGCCAGCUAGGUAACAGCUAGUGAACGACACCAUUCCUCUCCUCGCGCCAUGCUACAGUACGUUUUCACGUUCGUUCUGCUUGGAAUAGCAUUUGCGUUCCAAAACACAUCACCUUUUCUCUUAUUUUCUCCUCUCAAGUCAAAUCAGCCUGAACACUACUCUGUUUCUGCUACCACCUCGCUGAAAGACUGCUACAGUCUGGCCGGUGAGUUAGCAGAUGAAUUUAACGAAGCUGCCGCCGUAAUUCUCUAUCUUCCUGGUCUUGACACAAACGAUUUCCAAACAGGUGCCCUGCCGACGCUCAAACAAGCAUUGUUGGAUGCAGAGACGAAACUUUUUGUCCCUUAUGCUUCUGACUCCGUGAAACCCUCAUCCCUUGUCCAAACAUACAUGAACAGUUUCGGCGAGAGCAACUUUUUUGCCAUCAACAGUACAACACAGAUGCCCCGAGUGCUCGACGAGAAGGAUAUCGUGUAUCUUCAGUUUGAUGCGUUGUCUGAAACUCCUGAGGAAAGAGCAGCUGACUUGGAAAAGACUGAUGCUGCUAUUUCUUCUGUGCUCUCUCUCACACCUAAAAAAUACAUGCUUGCUCUCUUGUCGAAUCCUUUAAGCGAUGAUAACGCUAGCCAGCUUGUUACAUACGUCAAACCAACAUCUGCUUCUGCUGGUGAGCAGCAACAGUCAACCAUUGCAAGUUCUGAACGCCGCAAGACUGCCAACAAGCAAGUCAAUCAACCUUCUGGCAUUUUUGCUAACUACACAUUCUUCUCUCCUGGUUUGUUCAUGAGUUACAUGGUGCUUGCCUUAUUGGUGCCCACGCUUAUUCUUGCGUGCAAGUUGGUUGGUGGAAUUGAGAUCAGCUACGGUGCUUUUACAAAGCCUCGUCCUAGAAAGCUUGCCUAGACUGCUGGAUUUUUGAAUGCUGCACGACAAGCCUCUGCACUAUGACCUUUUUUUCGUAUGUUUUGUGUGUGAAUAUGCUCACGUGUGUGUGUGCACUUAAUUUUUAGUAAUCCCAGGCGCACAAAAGUAAAUUGGGAAAUACCACAUUUUUACUUACAGCUAGAGUACUAUGGAGGGAUGAAUUGCUU
Schizosaccharomyces japonicus yFS275 is the source of this 1158-nucleotide messenger RNA. RefSeq names its product BIG1 family ER membrane protein. The record is from RefSeq and is a predicted model, not a curated record. Bases 116 to 970 code for a protein of 284 amino acids. The transcript is spliced from 3 exons. Gene Ontology annotation, cellular component: endoplasmic reticulum membrane. Lineage: Eukaryota; Fungi; Ascomycota; Schizosaccharomycetes; Schizosaccharomycetales; Schizosaccharomycetaceae.